Molecule: messenger RNA, 2445 nt
Organism: Gekko japonicus
Lineage: Eukaryota; Metazoa; Chordata; Lepidosauria; Squamata; Gekkonidae
Gene: MTA1
Product: metastasis associated 1
Exons: 21
Coding region: 1-1989 (662 amino acids)
Biological process (GO): negative regulation of transcription by RNA polymerase II; response to ionizing radiation; double-strand break repair
Cellular component (GO): NuRD complex; nucleoplasm
Molecular function (GO): chromatin binding; histone deacetylase binding; transcription corepressor activity
Source: RefSeq, a predicted model, not a curated record
AUGAUGUUGUACCUCUUCUGGGCAACGACAGCCCCCAUCCAAGGCCAGGUAGAUGAUUAUGUCUACUUUGAAAACUCUUCAAGUAACCCAUAUUUGAUACGUAGAAUAGAAGAACUCAAUAAGACAGCCAAUGGGAAUGUGGAAGCAAAAGUGGUCUGUUUCUAUAGAAGGAGGGACAUCUCGAACACUUUGAUUGUCCUGGCUGACAAACAUGCAAGAGAAAUGGAAGAAGAGAUGGAAAACUCAGAAAUGGUGGAUUUACCAGAGAAACAGAAACAUCAACUGAGACAUCGAGAACUGUUUCUCUCACGGCAGCUGGAAUCCUUACCCGCCACGCACAUUAGAGGCAAAUGCAAUGUUACUCUGUUAAAUGAGACAGAAUCCCUUAAGUCGUAUCUGGAACAUGAGGACUUCUUUUUUUAUUCGCUAGUGUAUGAUCCACAGCAGAAGACUCUUCUAGCUGAUAAAGGAGAGAUCAGAGUUGGGAACAAGUACCAGGCUGACAUAGUAGAUUUACUGAAAGAAGGUGAGGAUGAUGGCAGAGACCAGUCCAAACUUGAAACUAAAGUUUGGGGAGCAUUUAAUCCACUAAUAGACAAACAAAUAGACCAGUUCCUUGUAGUAGCACGAUCUGUUGGCACAUUUGCUCGUGCUCUAGAUUGCAGUAGUUCCGUUCGGCAGCCCAGUUUACACAUGAGUGCUGCAGCGGCUUCUAGAGAUAUCACGCUGUUCCACGCCAUGGACACUUUGCACAAAAAUGUCUAUGACAUAUCCAAGGCAAUCUCUGCACUUGUGCCACAGGGUGGGCCUGUCUUGUGCAGGGAUGAGAUGGAGGAGUGGUCGGCAUCGGAGGCAAAUCUCUUUGAAGAAGCCCUGGAAAAAUAUGGAAAAGACUUCACUGAUAUCCAGCAAGAUUUUCUUCCAUGGAAGUCCUUAACCAGCAUAAUUGAAUAUUACUAUAUGUGGAAAACAACAGACCGCUAUGUCCAACAGAAACGGUUGAAAGCUGCUGAGGCAGAAAGCAAGCUAAAGCAAGUAUAUAUUCCUAACUAUAACAAGCCAAACCCCAACAAGAUUAAUGUAAAUGUGAAGCCUGGAAUGGUAAAUGGUACAGGAGCUCAGGCACAGAACAUGGGAGCAGGACGAGCUUGCGAAAGCUGCUACACGGCACAGUCUUACCAGUGGUACUUGGAGAAGAGCCCUCAUGGUGCACCGCUACGGAAUGGCGGGAGUCCGAAGUUUGCCAUGAAAACACGGCAAGCUUUUUAUCUACAUACAACAAAGAUGACCAGGCUUGCCAGGCGACUAUGUAGGGACAUCUUGCGACCUUGGCAUGCAGCACGUCUUCCUUACAUGCCUAUCAAUAGCGCCGCAAUCAAAGCAGAAUGCACAGCUCGUUUACCAGAAGCCACCGAAAAUCCGUUGUUGUUAAAGCAAGUUGUUAGAAAACCUUUAGAAGCAGUACUUCGGUAUCUAGAAUUUCAUCCCUGCCCUCUGAAACCUGAUCCUACUAAGAGGUUAUCUGGCUCUCUCAACAGUGUGCCUUGUUCUAAGUUUUCCCCAGUGAUUAACAAUGGAUCUCCAACUAUCUUGGGGAAAAGAAGCUAUGAGCAGCACAAUGGGAUGGAUGGCACCAUGAAGAAGCGCCUGUUGAUGCCUAGCAAAGGGCUGCCUAACCACGGACAAACCCGACAAAUGGGACCAAGUCGAAGCUUACUGCUCAAUGGGAAAUCAUACCCAACAAAAGUCCGGUUAAUCCGUGGUGGCACCUUGCCUCCAGUGAAAAGGAGGAGGAUGAACUGGAUUGACGCUCCUGAUGAUGUUUUCUACAUGGCCACAGAGGAAACCAGGAAAAUUCGCAAGCUGCUUUCCUCCUAUGAAACUAAGAGAGCUGCAAGAAGCCCUUAUAAGCCCAUCAUCCUCCAGCCUCUACAGAGCGUGCAUCUGCCACAGCCAGUGAAUGACGAACCAAUAAUUAUUGAGGAUUAAAAUGGGAGAGGUCUUUAAAACACUGGAGAGCUUUCCUCAAACUCCACAUGCCAUUUUGUGACUUCACAGCUGAAUCUACUGCUGACAGAGAGAACUGACGUAUAUAUCUUUUACAGCACAGUCCAGACAGACGCCUCUAAGCCCAUUGAAUUCAAUGAAUCUAGGAAGGUUGUAACUCUGUUUAGGAUUGUACUGUUAAGAGUCUGAAAAGGAAGCCAGCCCCUCUCUGAGUCUUGACAACCACAGACGGCACAUGAAUGUGCUCACUCCUUUUUAACAAAUCUCUUGGUAACAGAUCCCCCCCUUUCCUUGUAGUUUAUUCUGUUCCUUUUGUAAACAAGUAGGAAGAAAAGUAAAUUUAAUUUAUUGAGGAGAGAAUGGGGGAUAGUAAUCUUACCAUAUUCUGUUUUAUCUUUCGACAAAGGAAAUAACCAGAUGACUUUGUUUUGUGACCAA